Molecule: messenger RNA, 2904 nt
Organism: Cricetulus griseus (Chinese hamster)
Lineage: Eukaryota; Metazoa; Chordata; Mammalia; Rodentia; Cricetidae
Source: RefSeq, a predicted model, not a curated record
AUGAGUUCAGACGAGAAGGGCAUAUCCCCUGCUCAUAAAACAUCCACUCCGACCCAUAGAAGUGCCUCCUCUUCAACAUCCUCUCAGAGGGAAAGCAGGCAGAGUAUCCAUGUUUUGGAGAGAACAGCUUCAUCGGGCACAGAGCCCUCUGUCAGUCGGCAACUGCUAGAGCCUGAGCCCAUCCCCCUCUCCAAGGAAGCUGACAGCUGGGAAAUUAUAGAGGGGCUGAAAAUAGGCCAAACCAAUGUCCAGAAACCAGACAGGCACGAGGGAUUUAUGCUGAAGAAAAGAAAAUGGCCUUUAAAGGGCUGGCACAAGCGCUUUUUUGUCCUGGAUAAUGGAAUGUUAAAGUAUUCAAAGGCACCACUUGAUAUCCAAAAGGGGAAGGUCCAUGGGAGCAUAGAUGUUGGACUGUCUGUCAUGUCGAUUAAAAAGAAAGCUCGGCGAAUAGACCUUGACACGGAGGAGCACAUCUAUCAUUUGAAGGUGAAAUCCCAGGACUGGUUUGAUGCUUGGGUCUCCAAACUGCGCCAUCACCGCUUGUACCGUCAGAAUGAAAUCGUGCGAUCACCAAGGGAUGCAAGUUUCCACAUAUUCCCUGCAACUUCAACAGCUGAGUCUUCCCCAGCUGCUAACGUUUCUGUUGUGGAUGGAAAGAUGCAGCCCAACAGUUUUCCAUGGCAGUCCCCUUUACCAUGCAGUAACAGUCUCCCAGCAACCUGCACAACGGGGCAGAGUAAAGUGGCAGCCUGGCUGCAGGACUCGGAAGAAAUGGACAGGUGUGCAGAAGAUCUUGCACACUGUCAGUCAAACCUUGUGGAACUUAGCAAGCUCCUGCAAAACCUGGAGAUACUUCAGAGGACUCAGUCAGCACCUAACUUCACUGACAUGCAGGCUAACUGUGUAGACAUUUCAAAGAAAGACAAGCGGGUCACAAGACGUUGGAGAACAAAAAGUGUCAGCAAAGAUACAAAAAUACAACUGCAGGAAGGGCCACCUGCGAAGGGCCAGUUCAACACAACUCGGCGCCGGCAGAGGCUAGCAGCGGCAGUGGCUACAACAGUUCCCUUCAGUGCCACCAUGUCACCAGUGCGUCUGCAUUCCUCCAACCCCAACCUUUGUGCAGAUAUUGAGUUUCAGACCCCUCCUAGCCACCUCACCGACCCUCUGGAAAGUUCCACAGAUUAUACAAAGCUACAAGAAGAAUUUUGUCUGAUUGCACAGAAAGUGCAUUCUCUUUUGAAGUCUGCAUUUAACAGCAUAGCGAUAGAGAAGGAGAAGCUGAAACAGAUGGUUUCUGAACAAGACCAUAACAAAGGCCAUAGCACACAGAUGGCCAGGCUCCGACAGUCACUGUCACAGAGUGAAGGAGCCAGCAAAUCCUGGGCACUCAACCAGAAUGCUGAGCUCAGGAGUCGGCUGAACAGAAUACACUCAGAGUCUAUCAUUUGUGAUCAGGUUGUCAGUGUAAAUAUUAUCCCUAGCCCUGAUGAGGCUAGUGAGCAAAUCCAUGUCAACCUCCCUCUGUCACAGCAGGUGGCCAAUGAGAGCCGCCUCUCCAUGUCAGAAUCUGUAUCAGAGUUCUUCGAUGCGCAAGAGGUGCUCCUGUCUGCAAGCUCAUCAGAGAAUGAGGCCUCUGAUGACGAGUCCUACAUCAGCGACGUGAGUGAUAACAUAUCUGAAGACAACACCAGUGUGGCGGACAAUAUUUCUCGGCAAAUCCUGAAUGGGGAACUCACAGGAGGUGCCUUCAGGAAUGGCCGCCGCACGUGCCUGCCUGCUCCUUGCCCUGACACCAGUAACAUUAACCUGUGGAAUAUCUUGAGAAACAACAUUGGCAAAGACCUGUCAAAGGUCUCCAUGCCUGUGGAGCUGAACGAGCCACUCAACACUCUGCAGCACCUCUGUGAAGAAAUGGAGUACAGCGAGCUCCUGGACAAGGCCUCGGAGACGGAUGACCCCUACGAGAGGAUGGUUCUCGUUGCUGCAUUUGCAGUCUCAGGGUAUUGCUCCACCUACUUCAGAGCAGGAAGUAAACCAUUCAAUCCCGUCCUGGGGGAGACCUACGAAUGCAUAAGAGAAGAUAAGGGGUUCCGAUUCUUCUCAGAACAAGUAAGUGAACAUCCACCCAUUUCUGCCUGUCACUGUGAAUCGAAGAACUUUGUGUUCUGGCAAGAUAUCAGAUGGAAAAAUAAGUUCUGGGGCAAGUCGAUGGAAAUCCUGCCUGUUGGAACCCUGAAUGUUACGCUUCCAAAGUAUGGAGAUUACUAUGUGUGGAAUAAAGUCACCACAUGCAUCCACAAUAUCCUCAGUGGGAGAAGAUGGAUCGAGCAUUAUGGUGAAGUGACCAUUAGAAAUACCAAAAGCAGCGUUUGCAUUUGCAAACUCACAUUUGUCAAGGUGAAUUACUGGAACUCCAAUGUGAAUGAAGUCCAGGGGGUGGUGAUAGACCAGGAGGGGAAAGUGGUGCACCGGCUGUUUGGGAAGUGGCAUGAAGGGCUCUACUGCGGGGUGGCUCCCUCUGCAAAGUGCAUUUGGAGACCAGGUUCUCUGCCAACCAACUACGAGCUCUACUAUGGCUUCACAAGGUUUGCGGUGGAGCUCAAUGAGUUGGAUCCUGUCCUGAAGGACCUCCUUCCUCCCACAGAUGCUCGAUUCCGGCCAGAUCAAAGAUUUUUGGAAGAAGGAAACUUAGAAGCCGCAGCAGCAGAAAAACAAAGAGUUGAGGAACUCCAAAGAUCUCGAAGACGAUACAUGGAGGAAAACAACCUUGAACAUAUACCAAAAUUUUUUAAAAAAGUUAUUGAUGCAAAUCAAAGAGAAGCCUGGGUUUCUAAUGACACCUACUGGGAGCUUCGGAAGGACCCUGGGUUUAGCAAAGUAGACAGCCCUGUUCUUUGGUAA